UCUUGGCAAAUUAAAAUAGCGAUUGUGAUAUUCAUUAAAGUGUAAAUCACCCGAAAGAGCGCAGUUCAAAGCUCACGGUACGGUAUCGUUACUAAAGGGGAAGGUGGCAGUCCUGGAACCAGCUUGGGCCUAAAAUGCAAGAUGCCCCCAAGGGCCCCAAAUUCCUCCAUCCUUUCCCCGCUGAGCUUCUGCCUCACAGGGACUGGCUCCAUCGUGGCCAUGGGGAUGCUUGCAGGCAACAGGACUCCAGGAAUCCCAGCGUAUGGGUCUGGGGGCUGUGGCAGUGCCCUGACCCCGUGUGUGUCCCCCCCCCCUCCCCCAUCCCCCUGCAGGCGGCCGUUCCCAUUUCUCCGAGCAGAGCCCAGCCCAGCGUUCAAAAUAGAGUCCCUCAAGGUGACGGUCGAUUUCCUGAAGGUGCCCCUCGGCCUGAAGAAGCCCCCUCUGAAGGAGGCCGUGGCCGUCCCGGGGCCGGGCAAAGCCAAGCCCCCCGGCGUGGAGCGGCACAAGCCCCGGCGCGCCGACAGCAUGGACAAUGAGUCGCAGUACUCGGGCUACUCCUACAAAUCCGGGCACUCCCGCAGCUCCCGCAAGCACAGGGACCGGCGAGACCGGCACCGCUCCAAGAGCCGGGAUGGGAGCCGUGGGGACAAGUCGGUGACCAUCCAGGCACCAGGAGAGCCCCUGCUGGACAAUGAAUCGACCCGGGGGGACGAGAGGGAUGACAACUGGGGCGAGACCACCACGGUGGUGACGGGGACGUCGGAGCACAGCAUCUCGCACGAUGACAUCACGCGCAUCACCAAGGACAUGGAGGACAGCGCGCACUUGGACUGCUCGCGGCACUUGGGCGUCGCGCUGGCCGGGGCGCUGGCCCUGCUCGCCUUCCUCACCCCGCUCGCCUUCAUGCUGCUGCCCCAGCUGCUGUGGCGGGAGGAGCUGGAGCCCUGUGGGACGCCCUGCGAGGGGCUCUUCAUCUCCGUGGCCUUCAAACUCCUCAUCCUCCUGCUGGGCAGCUGGGCGCUCUUCUUCCGCCGCCCCAAGGCCUUCUUCCCGCGCGUCUUCGUCUUCCGCGCGCUUCUCAUGGUGCUCGUCUUCCUCCUGGUGGUCUCCUACUGGCUCUUCUACGGCGUGCGCAUCCUGGACUCGCGGGACCGCAACUACCACGGCAUCGUGCAGUACGCCGUCUCGCUGGUGGACGCGCUGCUCUUCGUGCACUACCUGGCCGUGGUGCUGCUCGAGCUGCGCCAGCUCCAGCCCCAGUUCACGCUCAAGGCCGUGCGCUCCACCGACGGCGCCAGCCGCUUCUACAACGUCGGGCACCUCAGCAUCCAGCGAGCGGCCGUCUGGAUCCUGGAGAACUAUUACCACGAUUUCCCAGUCUACAAUCCCGCCCUCCUCAACCUGCCAAAAUCCGUCCUGUCCAAGAAAAUGUCCGGGUUUAAAGUCUAUUCCCUCGGCGAGGAAAACACCACCAACAACUCCACGGGGCAGUCCCGCGCUGUCAUCGCCGCGGCCGCCCGCCGGCGCGACAACAGCCAUAACGAGUACUACUAUGAGGAGGCAGAGCACGAGCGCAGGGUGCGGAAACGCCGCGCCAGGCUGGUGGUGGCGGUGGAAGAGGCCUUCACCCACAUCAAGCGGCUGCAGGACGAGGACCAGAAGAACCCACGGGAGAUCAUGGACCCGCGGGAGGCGGCCCAGGCCAUCUUUGCCUCCAUGGCUCGAGCCAUGCAGAAGUACCUGCGCACCACCAAGCAGCAGCCCUACCACACCAUGGAGAGCAUCCUGCAGCACCUCGAGUUCUGCAUCACCCACGACAUGACGCCCAAGGCGUUCCUGGAGCGGUACCUGAGCGCCGGGCCCACCAUCCAGUACCACAAGGACCGCUGGCUGGCCAAGCAGUGGACGCUGGUCAGCGAGGAGCCGGUGACCAACGGCCUGAAGGACGGGGUGGUCUUCGUGCUGAAGCGCCACGACUUCAGCCUGGUGGUCAGCGCCAAGAAGAUCCCUUUCUUCAAGCUCUCGGAGGAGUUCGUGGACCCCAAGUCGCACAAGUUCGUCAUGAGGCUGCAGUCUGAGACCUCCGUGUGAGCACAGAGUGCUGCGGAGGGGAUGAGGGCUCCGGGGGUCCCUGGGUCGUGCAGGCCCCUGAGCAGCGCCCGUGCCAGGCUCCAUCCCCAGCACGAGGCCGCUCGGUGCCCGUCCCCACGCUCCCACACCCAGCUCCUCGCCGCCGUCCCCGGGAGGCACUGCCAACACCAGGACGAUGUCACGGCCAGACGGGCCGCGUCUCUCGGUGCCGAUCCCCCAAGGGCUGACCCUCGGCCGAGUUCUCUGCGCCAGCGGCCCGGCGUGCGGCCUGGUCCGAAGCAUCUCCUGCGCCUUCAUCUUCUGCUGCGACCGCUGCGUUUCUGGUCUUAAAGCGCCGCCCGUGUCCGGGCUGGUCGAUAAUAACGACACUUUUUCGGAGUAUUUUGCAAACCCCUGUGAUCUGAGGCUGCUAUGGAACCCUCCCUCCGCCCCACGGCCGGGGCAGACCCCACGGGCACGGUGCUGCUGCCGUGGGAGAUCCUCAGCUCCCCGCCGCUUUCCGCACAGAGCUCCUCGCACACAGAAGCAGGAGGAGGUCGGAUGGUGAAGAUGAGAAAAAUCCCAGCGGUGUGGGUGCCCCAGCCCACCCCCCAGCUCCCAGCACACCCCUCACACGGGGCUGCUGCCCCAUCGCCCCGUGCCGACGCGUGCUGGCUGCCGGAACCGUAGCAUGGCCGAGAUUGGAAAAGCUCAUUGAGUCCACCCAAUCCGCCAUCACCACCAACGCUCAUCUCUCAGCCUCGCCGAGCCAGUAGGGAGGGAUGGGGCUGUGGGAUUUGGGGCGCAGCACCCCACGGGUUGCAACGGGACAACCCAAAGCACCCCCCCCAGGGCCCUGCUGCCUGCCCCAAAAAGGGCUUCUUCAUGGGGACCGUGCUCCUUGGGGUCCUCGGCUCCUGUCCCAUGGAGGUGACGAUGCGGUGGCCCCUGGGGGGGGGGGGGGGGGGGGGGGGGGGGGGGGGGGGGGCACCCCGAGCCGGGUUUGGGCUCCUUUAGCCCUGAGAGCUGCCAAACCUCAUCACUGUGACACACGCGUCCCCCCGCUCUCUGAGGGGCUGGGGGCUUCCCAGUAAGCACCGGUAGCAAGAAAGCAGAUCCCAGUAGAUUCCAAGGGCUUUCCCAGCACAAAGCGGGUGUGACAUAGCGAGGGAGUUGGGGGGA
Numida meleagris (helmeted guineafowl) is the source of this 3252-nucleotide messenger RNA. It is a transcript of the gene VANGL2, whose product is annotated as VANGL planar cell polarity protein 2. NCBI's taxonomy places the organism in Eukaryota, Metazoa, Chordata, Aves, Galliformes, Numididae. Gene Ontology annotation, cellular component: plasma membrane. Gene Ontology annotation, biological process: establishment of planar polarity; multicellular organism development; Wnt signaling pathway, planar cell polarity pathway. The transcript has 7 exons. Bases 142 to 2091 code for a protein of 649 amino acids. The record is from RefSeq and is a predicted model, not a curated record.